AUGUUAAAAAAUCAUUACACAUCUCAACAAAUUGAUUCACAAAUAUCUGAUAAAUCAUCAACUACAUUAAAUUUGACUGAAGACGAAAUUAUUAUUCUGAAUAAUCUUUCUGAAGCAAUAAAUAAAAUAAUUCAAAAAGAAUAUACAACUAAUUUUCCUUUAAAUAUUGAAAUGGAAGAUUCGAUACCAAUAUCAGCUAAACAACUUGAACUAACGGAACGAAGAAAACAACGUUAUAAACUUCAACGAGAAAUAAUUACUAUUGCUAAAAAAACAUUAAAGCCAGCAUUUAAAAAACACGAUGUAACAAAAGAAGAAUAUAAAAAAAUAAUGAAAAAAGUUGUUACAAAAGCUAUGUAUUCUCAUAAAGUUAAUCAUAAAUCAAUUGGUAAAAUGAUUGAUGCUUAUGUCAAAAAAUACCAAUCAUCACAUCGUCAUCAUAGUAACUCAUUGACAUGA
Molecule: messenger RNA, 459 nt
Organism: Rotaria sp. Silwood1
Lineage: Eukaryota; Metazoa; Rotifera; Eurotatoria; Philodinida; Philodinidae
Source: the annotation of a GenBank genome assembly